AUUUCACAUCGAAUGUCAGAGUAUACGAUCUGUCUUUAGUGACUUUCGCAGAUAAAUUCGAAGAAAUUCUGUUUGAUGUUAGAUAUUACGAGAUAUUGGAAAUCAUGGCGCAUGUAGAGAUUCCAAUGGGAGAUAUGCAGGUUUCCUCAGAAAAGCAAAAAGUUACAAAUGGAUUUGAAUUUCUUCAAUUACCUCAACUACCACUUAAUCAAAUAGGUUAUCCUCAAGCUCAUGACUGGAUUGAACAUAGAAAAGCCAAUAUUCGACCAUGGUCAUUAUUUCUUAAUACAAACAAUAUCAGGCCACCACCUAAUAUAACAAGAUUGAGUAAACGAGUUGUAAAGAAUAUUGAAUAUUUCCAGAGCAAUUAUCUAUUUGUGUUUAUUGGAUUAGUCAUAUAUUGUUUGAUCACUUCACCUCUGUUAUUGAUGACAGUUGCUGUCUCUCUUGGGAUAUGUUAUAAACUUUCUCAGCGGCAUUCAAAACAGGAAUUAACAAUAUUAAAUCAUAAACUGACGCUAGCACAAGCAUAUUCUAUAGUUGCAAUUUGUUCAUUGCCUGUAUUUUUUCUGAUUGGUGCACAUGCAGCUAUGUUUUGGGUACUUGGAGUCUCUUGGUUUUUAAUAACAUUGCACGCUGCCUUUUAUAAUAUUGAUGCAGUGCUGAAUCCAGCAGAAGAAGAACUCAAUACAUUAAUUAUGGAAGAAGUAUGAUGUCACAAAUAACUCAUGUUCUAUUAAAAAAGAAUAAAAUAAUUAUUUUAUUCUUUUUUAGUGGAAAAAUUAUUAAAACAAUAUUUAUUUAUGUAAACUAUAAAUAUUAUCAAUAAUUAGUUUAAUAUAUAUAUUGAUAUUAAAAAUAUAUGUAUAAAGUAACGGGCACAGUUGGGAAAUAGAAUGUACUGUAAUUUUCUUGCACUAAAACUGGAGGGAGUUAUUGUUUUUCUAAUAAAAUUUAAUAAUAUAUUUUUUAUUAAAUUUGUAAAAAUUGUUAUGUAUAAGAGAAAUAAAAUAUUAUUAUAUGAUUUACUGAAGUGGUAAAAAUUGAUAAAAGUAAAAUAUUAUGUAUGAAUUUUAAAUAACAUAAUUAAAAAAAUAACUAAUUUUAAAAAACUUAAUUUUUCUACAAAAUAAAAUUGUAAUAAAGCAAAAUAGAAAAUAAGCGCGAUUUAAAUAAAAUAUCUGCUCUGAUAACAAGUA
Messenger RNA from Cataglyphis hispanica, 1199 nucleotides. RefSeq names its product prenylated Rab acceptor protein 1. Bases 105 to 713 code for a protein of 202 amino acids. The transcript is spliced from 5 exons. The record is from RefSeq and is a predicted model, not a curated record. Lineage: Eukaryota; Metazoa; Arthropoda; Insecta; Hymenoptera; Formicidae. Gene Ontology annotation, cellular component: Golgi apparatus.